Brassicogethes aeneus is the source of this 5949-nucleotide messenger RNA. Lineage: Eukaryota; Metazoa; Arthropoda; Insecta; Coleoptera; Nitidulidae. The record is from the annotation of a GenBank genome assembly.
CACAGCAAUCGAUGAGAGUGGAGGGGGAAUACAUGGUGGAAACGUUUGUGCAAGUGUAUACCUACCAUCUACCUAGUUUCACGAAAAAAUAGUUAUUUGUUCGUUUUUUUUUGCGUUAGUUAUCUAAUAUCGGCCGAAAGUGGUUAAGUUCGCCAACCCUUGCAAACAAUCGCGAGAAGUUUGAUAGACCGAUGCAGUUUUUUGGUGUAAUUUAACAUUUCCGACCGAUCCAGAGUGUAUUGUGUGACUUAUGUUGUCAUUUUCGUGACAAUUGUAUGAUGUGAUCGGUUCGGUGUUAAAAAACAGUAGUUUCACAUGGUAAAACGCCGAAAUUCGUGUAAUUAUGCUAUAGACUAAAUAGCAAAAUGACAACAAGGCUAGAAAAACAAAGCAAUGGUUCUAUUAAGAGCAAUCCUAGUGGCUCUAAAGGUUCUCCAAUAAAAUGUAACAACUUUCAAUACAAGGAGGAAUGUUCGGAGUUCGAAAUUCCUCCAGAAGCCCCAGUUUUUUACCCCACCGAGGAGGAAUUCCAAGAUCCCCUGGCUUAUAUUAGCAAAAUUCGACCAACAGCAGAAUGCACAGGAAUAUGCAAAAUUAAACCACCUUCGAAUUGGCAACCCCCAUUUGCAGUCGAUGUGGAUAAAUUGAGAUUUACCCCCAGAAUACAGAGACUUAACGAAUUGGAGGCCAAAACAAGGGUAAAACUUAAUUUUUUGGACCAAAUCGCAAAAUUCUGGGAAUUGCAAGGUUCCUCCCUAAAGAUUCCUAUGGUAGAAAAAAGAGCUUUGGAUCUAUACACUUUACACAGAAUUGUGCAAUUAGAAGGUGGUUUUGAUUGUGCUUCCAAAGAAAGAAAAUGGUCGAAAAUAUCCAUCCGUAUGGGUUAUCCCCCAGGUAAAAGUAUCGGUACUAUUCUUAAAACACACUAUGAAAGAUUGUUGUACCCCUUUGAUGUUUUCAAGCAAGGAAAAACCGUAAAUAUUAAACUUGAAGAAAAUACGGAGGAGGUGGAGAAAGCUGACAAGGACUACAAACCACAUGGGAUUGUAGGAAGAAUGGCCAUCAAACCCCCUCCAGAAAAAAAUGCAAGGAGAUCGAAACGUUUCGAAAAUGAUGAUAGCAAGACUGAUAAUUUAGCGCUUAAGAUUAAGGAUGAAAAGUGUGACGACGACGAUUUAGACAAUAAGGAACUAAAACGCCUGCAAUUCUACGGGGCCGGACCAAAAAUGGCGGGUUAUCAAGAUAAAAGAGAGGGAAAGCACAGAGGCAAGAACCUCAACUUUGAUUUUGACCCGGUAAGUACGUCUUAUCUGGCCAAGUAUGUGUGUCACAAUUGCAACAAGGGAGAUGCCGAGGAGUAUAUGUUGUUAUGUGAUGGUUGCGACGACAGCUAUCAUACUUUUUGCUUGAUGCCUCCACUAACUGAAAUCCCGAAAGGCGAUUGGAGAUGCCCGAAAUGCGUUGCAGAGGAGGUGUCGAAACCCAUGGAGGCUUUUGGGUUCGAGCAAGCCCAAAGAGAGUACACAUUGCAGCAAUUCGGAGAGAUGGCCGAUCAGUUUAAAUCCGAAUACUUCAACAUGCCUGUGCACAUGGUACCCACUAGCACUGUCGAGAGGGAAUUUUGGAGGAUCGUCUCUUCGAUCGACGAAGACGUGACAGUCGAGUACGGGGCAGAUUUGCACACUAUGGACCACGGUUCCGGAUUUCCGACGAAAACUUCCAUGAAUUUGUUUCCGGGCGACAAAGAGUACGCCGAUUCCAGCUGGAAUUUGAACAAUCUUCCGGUCUUGGAGGGCAGUGUCCUCGGCUACAUUAACGCUGACAUAUCUGGCAUGAAAGUGCCAUGGAUGUACGUUGGCAUGUGCUUCGCCACAUUCUGCUGGCACAACGAGGACCACUGGAGCUACUCCAUCAACUACUUGCACUGGGGCGAAGCGAAAACCUGGUACGGCGUGCCCGGAAGCAAGGCGGAAGCGUUCGAGGAAACGAUGAAAUCCGCAGCGCCCGAGCUGUUUCAGUCGCAACCGGAUCUGCUGCAUCAGCUGGUCACCAUCAUGAACCCCAACAUCUUGAUGAAAGCCGGCGUGCCGGUCUACAGGACCGAUCAGCAUGCCGGAGAGUUUGUCGUCACCUUUCCCCGAGCCUAUCACGCCGGAUUCAACCAAGGGUACAACUUCGCCGAGGCGGUUAAUUUCGCGCCGGCCGAUUGGUUGAGAAUGGGACGCGAAUGCGUGUUGCACUAUUCGCACUUGAGACGUUUCUGCGUUUUCUCUCACGACGAGCUCGUCUGCAAGAUGGCGCUGAACACUGAGAAGCUAGAUCUAACUAUUGCUGCUGCCACCUAUCAGGAUAUGCUCCACAUGGUCGAUUCCGAAAAACGACUAAGGAAAAAUCUGCUCGAUUGGGGUGUGACUAAUGCGGAAAGAGAGGCUUUCGAGGUACUUCCGGACGACGAAAGGCAAUGCGACGUGUGCAAAACGACUUGUUUCCUGUCUGCGAUGACUUGUUCGUGUUCUCCGGACAUUCUCGUGUGCCUUCGGCAUUACAAAAACCUGUGCGAAUGCCCGGCAAGCAAGCGCACGUUACGCUACCGUUACACAUUGGACGAGCUGCCCGUGAUGUUGAAAGCGUUGAAACUAAAAGCCGAAUCGUUCGAUCACUGGGUAAGUAAAGUAAAAGAUGCUUUAGACCCGAAAACGCCGAAGACGAUGAACUUGAACGACCUGAAGGAUUUGCUUAGUGAAGCUGACGGCAAAAAAUUCCCCAAGUCCGAUUUGCUUCAUACCCUCACGAGCGCCGUCGAGGAUGCGGAGAAGUGCGCAAGCGUCAUCCACCAACUCGAUCUAAACAAAAUGCGUACACGAACGAGAAAUUCCUCCGACACCAAGUACAAGUUAACUGUUGAAGAGCUGACGCUUUUCUGCGAGGAAAUAGACAGUUUGGCUUGUAUUCUCGAAGAAGCUAAAAGUAUACGCGAGCUGUUGGACGAAACGAAGAAAUUCGAAGCCGACUCGAACCGUUUGCUGGCUCUGCCGCUCUCGCAGUGCAAUCUGACGGAACUCGAAGCUUGCAACAAUCACGGCAAUGGGCUUUGCAUCGAGCUGCCGAAGCUAAAGAAUGUCGCCACGAGAAUGAAGCAAGUGCAAUGGUUGAAAGACGUGGUCACUUACAAAAAGAAGACCGAAGUGCUCGGCUUGGAUUCCAUUAAAAAUUUGAUCGAGCAGGGCACUCAGUUGCCCCCUAAUUCCGAGAUGGAGGAGGAGCUGGCGAAUUUGCAGCUUAUUUUGCAACAGAGCGAGGAGUGGGAGAAAAAGGCCGAUCAAGUAUUAAAAUCUGAGGAUAAUAAUGUUUUAAUCCAAGUCGAUAAGCUUCUCAAGGAGGCGUCGAAGAUAACCUGCUAUUUACCUUCUGAAGGGCACUUGUACGAUUCCAUGAAAAAGGCCAGGGAUUGGUUGAGGUUGUUGGAGGAAAUGAAUUCGGCCGAAUAUUACCCCUAUUUCAACGCAAUGGAGGAUUUGAUUAAGAAAGGCCGAUCGCUGACUCUACACUUGGUCGAGGUCGACAAAAUGAACGACUACUUGGUGUUGGCAACCAAUUGGAAGGAGAAGACCAGCAGGGCGUUUUUGCGCAAAAAUUCCGCGUGCAAUCUAAUGGACGCACUGUCCCCGAGAAUCCAAGCCCCAAGUACAACAAAAGCGCGUAAGCGCUCGCAAAAUCACGACGAAGAAUCCAGCAUUUCCCUCACCAACUCCAUGGACCCCGCCACCGUGGUGGCUUUAUUCAAAGAAGCCGAAGACACGGAAAUGGAAAUGAUCCGCAAAUUAAGGCUGACAAACAGUGAAAAAAGUCUGGAUCCCGCCGAAGGCAACACCUUCUGCAUUUGCAAUAGAAGCGUUCACGGCGUGAUGAUGCAGUGCGAGCUGUGCAAAGAUUGGUUCCAUUCCAGCUGCGUGCAGCUGCCCAAAAUCUCGAUGGCCAAGUACAAGGGCAACUUCACCAGCGUGGCGUUGCACUUGGGAUUCAAAGACUGCAAAUACAUGUGCCCGAAUUGCUAUCGAACAAAACGGCCUCGAUUGGACGUCAUCCUCGGGCUUUUGAUGUCGCUGCAAAAACUUUAUGUUAGAGUGCCGGAAGGUGAAGCUUUGCAGUGUUUAACGGAAAGAGCGAUGAAUUGGCAGGACCGGGCGCGGCAGCUUCUGGCGCAGUCGGAGUUGGAGCAAGCCAAAAACAAACUGGCUUCUUUCAGUCAGAAAUACAGCGAGGCUGCGGCCAGACAGAGAACCGAGAAGAUCAUUUCCACGGAGUUGAAGAGGGCGUAUAAAAACCCGGAGUUGCACCAAAGAGUACAGGAGAUCGCUCCUUUUAGCGGUCUUGCCGUCAACGAUGAGGGCGUUCAGGAAGCCUCAGCGUUCAAAGAAACAACGGCGGUCAACGAUUCGGAUUCGGAAUCGGUUAAAGAAGGUGAAGACCGAAUGGGCGAGCACGCGUAUUCCUUGCAUCUACCCAAAGUGGACCAAGAGGAGUAUGUUCUUUCUUUGACUCCAGAUAUGAAGAGGCAAGUGGAGGAGCUCCUGAUGGAGGGGGAUUUGUUGGAGGUGUUCCUCGACGAAACUUUCACGCUGUGGAAGUUGAUUCAAGCUUCCAGAGAUCCAGAGAAGGAUCACAUCCUUAUUGACUUCGACGCCCAACUGAAGGCGACGCCAAAGAAACGUGGCCGCAAACGUCUGUCGGAAGACGCCGGGUCAUCGGACAAAAAAGGUUCCGUGAAGCAGAGUAAAGUGGAGGGCGGCGAGAAAAAGAUGCGCGGCCGCAAAGUGAAAGAGGGCAACGUGAACCCGAAGAAGAAGGACGCUGCAGGCGGCGGCGGCGGCGGCGUGAAGCGCCGCGGCAGACGUCGCCAGUCGACCGGCAGCGACGAGGAGGACGACGUCGAGAGUUGCGCCGCGUUGGGCUGCCUGAAGCCGCUGGGCCAGAACGUCGAUUGGGUGCAGUGCGACGGCGGUUGCGAACAGUGGUUCCACAUGGACUGCGUCGGUCUAUCGGCCGAGGACAUUAACGAGGACGAGGACUACAUCUGCAACACCUGCUCGCAAAACACCACCUACGACGCGGACAGCCGGUCCAACAGUCCGGUGUCGCCCGACUCCACUCAGCCUUCCACUUCCGGCCUCGACGCUUGUUAGUUGCUCCGGCGAAAACAGUUUGGUUGAAUCAUUGUUAAAAUCGCGUCUUUAAUUAAUAUCUUUUGACUGGCGGAGAGGCUAUAGCCGUUGUUCGCGGAUAACUGUAUCCGCGAACAAAACUAUUGUGUUCAAGUUUAUAAUUAAUAACGUCCUCUAAAAAUUGCUAGUCAAAAUUUAUUAAGGUCGAGUUUAAUUUAUCGACGACGACGGCAACUUGAAUUUGUUUGUCGGACAGACUAGAAGUAUUUUAGUAUUAUAUAUAGAUGUAUACACAGUUCAUUUGUGAUAAUUUUAAAGAUAAGAGUGUAAAAUAUUUUAUUUGUAUCACUUAAUGUAUAUUUUUUGUCUUUUACUUUAUUUAUCCUCAUUUACAUUUUUCAUUGUAAAUAAGAAUUCAUCUGAAUAUCCUUUAACCUUUAUGCAAAUUAUAGAUAUAUUUUUACCUGAAGAAUCACAAAUUUAGACUUUUUUAGUGAAUAAAAUAAAAAAUAUAUCCACAUUACUACAAUGUGAAUAUAAUUCAUAUGCAGAAACACUAUUGGAAUGUGGUAUUACAGUAAUAUUAUAUUUAGCUGGUUAUAUAUUAGCAUAACAUAUGCUUAUCAUAUCAUUUUUGUUUGCUUUUUUGUUUGUUUAGUCAGAAAAAAAUAUUUCUGUUUACGUAAAUAUUUAUUACAUGUUACAUCUGUGUCAGUUUUUACUAACUUGAUGGACUAAAAAUUUAGAAUACCUUUUAUUUUUUAUAUUUUCUUUAUGUCUUAUUUUA